This is a messenger RNA of Populus nigra (black poplar), 821 nucleotides long. RefSeq names its product flavonol synthase/flavanone 3-hydroxylase-like. Lineage: Eukaryota; Viridiplantae; Streptophyta; Magnoliopsida; Malpighiales; Salicaceae. Gene Ontology annotation, biological process: response to light stimulus. The transcript is spliced from 4 exons. Bases 16 to 624 code for a protein of 202 amino acids. The record is from RefSeq and is a predicted model, not a curated record. Gene Ontology annotation, molecular function: flavonol synthase activity.
AAGAUAGCCUUCAGGAUGGAGUUCGAUAGAGUUCAAACCAUCGCUUCUUUGUCAUUUGACAAGGAGGCGAUUCCUGAGGAGUUCAUCAGGCCAGAGAAAGAGCAGCCAGCAAUAACCACAUUUCGUGGUCUAGCCCCUGAUAUUCCAGCCAUUGAUCUCAGUGACCCUGAUCAAGAGAAAUUAGUGGGUUUGAUCGCGGAUGCUAGCAUUCACGAUAAGUUUCAAAAAUUUGUUGGAUUAGGAAUCUCAACUCUUUUUUUCGGUAUACCGCUUAAUAGUAGGGUUAUAAAUUUUCUUGUAUUUCUUGUGCCUAAUGAGGUCCCCGGAUUGCAAAUCUUCAAGGAUGACCAUUGGAUUGAAGCUAAGUAUAUUCCUGAUGCCUUGAUCAUUCACAUUGGUGAUCAAAUUGAGAUCCUUAGCAAUGGUAAGUACAAGGCUGUUUUGCAUCGAACCACGGUGGCUAAAGAUAGGGCAAGAAUGUCAUGGCCAGUUUUCUUGGAGCCACCAGGCGAGCUUGUGGUUGGUCCUCUUCCUCAAUUCAUUAACAAAGACAAUCCUCCAAAGUUCAAGACCAAAAAAUUCAAGGAUUACAUGUACUGUAAACUCAAUAAGCUUCCCCAGUAGUGAGGACUUGGGAGAUGUCACUGCCCAUAAGCCUUCCAUGAAUUUCAUAUGCAUGUAACUUGGUAUUACUUUAUGAGGUCUUGCUUUAGAGAUGCCACUGGAUUUAGCACUCAGAAUAAUGGUGUGCUCUCUGUGAUGAUAAUAUUAUGGACCUGCUAUAUUUAAUUUUAUGGCCAAAACCCUGUUGGGAAUCCUAA